Symbiodinium pilosum is the source of this 849-nucleotide messenger RNA. Lineage: Eukaryota; Dinophyceae; Suessiales; Symbiodiniaceae. The record is from the annotation of a GenBank genome assembly.
AUGUCGGCCCCAAUGCGCCCAAAGCUCUUCAACCGCACCGACUCGGAUAGCACCGAGGCCCCCGAGCACAGCGAUGCCGACACCGCUAGAAGCGUGUGCUCCUCUGCAUCUCCUUCGCCGCGGGCCCAUGUCCGCAGCGAGGGCGCAUGCAACGUGGUGGUAAGGUCCACGUUCCUCGAUGUUGCAGAGGACGAGGGUCUCAUGGGGUGCUUCCGGCAGCUACGCGGCCGAACGAUGUCGGACUCGGCGCUGGUGGUUGCGUUUGGCGGUGAGGAAGCUUACAUUCCCGGGAAGUUCAGCAAGGAGCAUGCCUCGCCUCUGAUUGUGAGUCAAGCGCCCAAGGAUGAUUGCAGAGUGCAGCCUAUGGCUGUGCAGCCUAAAGCAAAGCCCUCCCACAAGAAGAAGACCCAACUGGCCAAACAGGUGGAUAGAACCACGGUCAUGUUGCGGAACCUGCCCAAUAAUUACACGCGCGAGAUGUUCCUCGCCCUGCUCGACAACCAGGGCUUUGCCGGGCGCUACGAUUUUGUCUACCUGCCCUGCGACUUCCGGCGCCAGGCCAACUUGGGUUAUGCUUUUGUGAACCUCGUGGAUGCCUCUGCCGUGGAUGCUGCCUGGGCUACCUUUGAUGGCUUCGCCAGCUGGUCGCUGCCCAGCCACAAGGUAUGCCAAGUAAAGUGGAGCGGACCGCACCAAGGAUUUGAGGCCCAUGUUGAAAGAUUUCGAAACAGCCCCGUGAUGCACAAAAGCGUGCCGGCCGAGUACAAACCCGUUAUCUUCAAGGACGGUGUGCGCAAGAACUUCCCCAAGCCAACCAAGAAGAUCAAGGCCCCUAGCAUGGCCGCCUAA